Eupeodes corollae is the source of this 863-nucleotide messenger RNA. RefSeq names its product EEF1A lysine methyltransferase 2. Gene Ontology annotation, molecular function: protein-lysine N-methyltransferase activity. Gene Ontology annotation, cellular component: cytoplasm. Lineage: Eukaryota; Metazoa; Arthropoda; Insecta; Diptera; Syrphidae. The record is from RefSeq and is a predicted model, not a curated record. The transcript has 3 exons. Gene Ontology annotation, biological process: peptidyl-lysine dimethylation; peptidyl-lysine monomethylation. Bases 167 to 826 code for a protein of 219 amino acids.
AAAAUUGCACGAGACGGUGGCGUAUAAACAAAACAAAAUUGGUUAUUUCUUUUUGAAUUAAUACACGAACUUUGUUUCUCUAGCUCUAGAUUUAAAAUUGUUGUUAAAUAAAUCUAAAUUCAUUAUUUAAACACAAAACACAUUCAUUUCAUUAACAUCUAUCAAAAUGUCUGUUGAAGAACUAAAUGGUUCUGAAUUGGGAACCAAAGAAUAUUGGGAAAAGAGCUACCAACGAGAAAUUCGAAAUUAUAAAAAUCAUGGUGAUGUUGGAGAAAUUUGGUUCGACGAGGAUUCUCAAUUGCGUGUUGUCAAUUGGAUCAUGAAGCGGGAUGAGGAGAUUGCCGACGAUGCAAAAAUUAUAGAUCUUGGAUGUGGAAAUGGAAUGCUCUUAGUUGAGCUUGCUCGGGAAGGAUACACUCAAUUAGUUGGAAUAGACUAUUCACCCAAAGCUGUUGAACUUGCUACAAACAUUGCUACAGAUCAAGAGCUCAACAUAAAAUACCAAGUUGCUGACUUACUUGAUGUUGCCGAUUGCCAAAAGUUAGGCAAAUUCAAUGUCAUCCAUGACAAAGGAACCUACGAUGCAAUAAGUUUAAAUCCAGAAAACCCCAAAGAAAAACGAGAAGCAUAUUUAGACUGUGUCCGAAAUAUGAUGGAUGAGGAUGCAUUCUUUAUUAUAACUUCCUGCAAUUGGACAGAGGAAGAGUUAGUUUUAAGUUUCAGUGAAAAAUUUAUUAAAUUCUGCUCAAUACCAACACCAACUUUUAAAUUUGGUGGGAAAGUUGGAAGUGUGGUAACUUCGUUGGUUUUUAAGAAAAAGAUUUGAACUAUUUGAAUAAAAACAAAAUACUAAUUAAAUUAAA